GGCAGUGCAAAUAUGGCGGCGCUCAUGAUGAGGGUUGGCCCUGGUUCUUUCGGGUCUGUUCGGGUUCAUCUUCCUGCUCUACGCUCCGCGGCUGCUACCAUACUUAGAGCCAUUAGUGUGUCUGCGACCCAGCCGCUCCCAGAGAGAGUGAAGAUUGUGGAGGUUGGACCUCGCGAUGGACUGCAGAAUGAGAAGAUCAUCGUUCCCACUGAAGUAAAGAUCUGUCUGAUUGACAUGCUCUCUGAGGCUGGACUUCCUGUCAUUGAGGCUACAAGCUUUGUUUCGCCAAAGUGGGUUCCUCAGAUGGCUGAUCAGGAGGAAGUGAUGCGUGGGCUCCGCAAGAAACCUGGUGUGAAUUACCCUGUUCUGACUCCUAAUUUGAAGGGCUUCCAGGCUGCUAUGAAGGCUGGUGCAAAAGAGGUGGCAAUAUUUGGUGCUGCAUCAGAGCUCUUCAGUAAGAAGAACAUAAACUGUUCAGUGGAGGAGAGUCUUGCUCGAUUUGAGGAAGUGAUGAAAGCUGCCAAACAAGAGGGAGUUCCUGUGAGAGGCUAUGUGUCAUGUGUGUUAGGUUGUCCAUAUGAAGGUAAGGUAUCCCCCAACAAAGUAGCAGAGGUUGCUAAGCGGCUGUACUCUAUGGGUUGCUAUGAGAUUUCACUUGGAGAUACUAUUGGAGUGGGCACUCCGGGUGGUAUGACAGAGAUGUUGAAUGCUGUGAAGAAAGAGGUUCCAGUGGAGGCUUUAGCUGUUCAUUGCCAUGACACUUACGGACAAGCACUCGCAAACAUACUUGUAGCAUUACAGAAUGGGAUAAGUGUUGUGGACUGUUCUGUUGCGGGGCUGGGUGGCUGCCCUUAUGCCCAAGGGGCUUCUGGGAAUGUUGCAACCGAGGAUGUGGUCUAUAUGCUGCAUGGACUGGGAAUCCAUACUGGAGUGGAGCUACCCAAACUGUUGGAUGCUGGCUCUUACAUCUGUCACUCACUCAACAGAAGGACAAAUUCAAAAGUAGCUCAGGCCUCCUGCAAACUCUGAAAAGACUAGAUUUGUCUCUGAUCUUGCCUGGUUAUUUGACCUCAUAUGCUACAUUUGAUAUCUAUCAUGUGUAUGUAUGUUUCUUAUAAAUUAAUUAAUUGUUUAUAUGUACUGCUGAAAUGAGAUGAUUGUAUAAUGGACUAAGGGAGUUGUUCCCUAACCCUUGGUGUUUGUACUUAACAACGUUUGUAAUUUAGCUCGCUUGAAAUAUGUAAAAAUAUUUUCUUAAAUGUACAAUUUAAUUCACCACAUAAUUGCAUUUUGUUUUGUGCAGAACAAAAUAGGCUUUUUUCUUUUCACAAUCACUGCUUCAUUCAUCAGAUGUGCAUUUUAAUAUUUCGUUUUCAAAAUUUGCUCUGUGGGUUGAGAUUAAAGCUUCCAGGAUCAGUGAAGACAGCAGAGAUCCUGUGUAUGGUCCUGCUAAUGACAACAUUAUUAAAGGUGCAAUAUGUAAUAUAUUUACUGUACUAAAGCAUAAAAUUAUCAUAAUAUGUUAUCAGAGAUUUAGGAAACAUGCCAAGUUGAAAUACUGGCUUCUCUGAAUUUUUUUUUACAGCCACUGUAUUUUACUUUAAAAUGUCUGUUCUGGGCUGGAAUUUCUGUUUGUGUUUUGGCCUGUGUGAUCCCACCCACUGCCCAUUUCCCAAUAGUCUUUCGGCACUCUAGGUUGCCAAAUUUGAAAUAAGUUAGUGGGCAAACACAGUGCGCUGCAGCCUUGAAAGCCAGCUAUUCAUCUAGCUAACAUUGACAGAGUUAUAAAAGAAAAUCCAUAUGAGCUGGUUUGUAAUUAGCAAACAAUCAACAUUUGAAUGUAAACAUUAGCUGAUCAACUUGCAGUGUAAGGCUUGCCAUUGUCAGUUUACUUGUUCCUGUUGCGUGUUCUCAACCUGGCAAUCCACGUGAGCUUUGAGUCUGGGAACUAGAGGGCAGGGAGACAGUUCUCACCAAUAUUUUGAAUUUGGACUGCAGUCAAGAUUUUAAAUGAUUGAUGUUAAAGUUACAUAUUGCUCAUUUAAUUGUAUAUAACUAGAUUCACCAUGUUGUUGUGGCGCGCAAAAUAAGGAGACGGGAAGAAUCUGUGCUUUAGGGACAUUCACCAAUCAAAGGGAGAUCUGCUGUUUACUCCCAAAAGUGGUAACGGCAAUGCUACACAACAUGUACUGGACUACACAACGCUUGGUGCAGAUGAGAGUGCCCAUAGGUGUCGAUGAGGAACCAUUAUACUGUAUGGACGAUUUUCCUGCAUGGUAAAAAUUUAGUUACUUUUUGACUGUAAUUUUUACAGUUCUUCUCUGCAACAAUUAUACCACACAUGGUUGUUACCAACUGAUCCACAAAUAACUUAAUUUGUUUACUUAUUCAUUAAUCUGUUCAUCCGAUAUUGACUAACCAUUUUCUGUAUUUAUUAUUGUUAGCCUUGACGGUUAAAAAUAAUAAUACAAUUAAAAUGUAUUGUAUAAUUAUAUUUUAAAUUAUAAUAAAGUGCAGCUAUAAGUA
Xyrauchen texanus (razorback sucker) is the source of this 2526-nucleotide messenger RNA. RefSeq names its product 3-hydroxy-3-methylglutaryl-CoA lyase (gene hmgcl). NCBI's taxonomy places the organism in Eukaryota, Metazoa, Chordata, Actinopteri, Cypriniformes, Catostomidae. The transcript is spliced from 8 exons. The record is from RefSeq and is a predicted model, not a curated record. Gene Ontology annotation, molecular function: hydroxymethylglutaryl-CoA lyase activity. Gene Ontology annotation, biological process: ketone body biosynthetic process; L-leucine catabolic process. The coding region runs from base 13 to 1029 and encodes 338 amino acids.